AUGGAUAAGGACCAAAAAGUUUACGUGUGUGCGGUUGUUGGAUUCCUACUUGGAGUUGCUGCGCAUGGAGUGUUUUCUCAUCUCUACUGUUCUAAAAAGAGCUGCUGCCCGAUGGUAAGGGUUUUAAAUCAGAAAAAUUUCUAUUAAUUAUUGAAUUUUUUUAAUAAAUUAAAUUAAAGAUAAUUUAAAGUGCAUUGCCGCUGCCCUCGUGGAGAAAACUGUAAGACUGGAGCAUGCUGCAAAGAAGGUGGAUGCUGCAAAACUGGAAAAUGCUGUGACGAUUGCACGUGUCCUAAGAAACCUUAA
Molecule: messenger RNA, 306 nt
Organism: Blepharisma stoltei
Lineage: Eukaryota; Ciliophora; Heterotrichea; Heterotrichida; Blepharismidae
Source: the annotation of a GenBank genome assembly